This is a messenger RNA of Prunus dulcis (almond), 1640 nucleotides long. RefSeq lists its product as uncharacterized. The record is from RefSeq and is a predicted model, not a curated record. Gene Ontology annotation, molecular function: RNA binding. The transcript has 4 exons. Lineage: Eukaryota; Viridiplantae; Streptophyta; Magnoliopsida; Rosales; Rosaceae. The coding region runs from base 177 to 1535 and encodes 452 amino acids.
UUCAAUAGAAAUAAGCCUGAAGAAGACGCACUUGAAGCAAUUUAAUUCAAUUGAAUUUUAUCACUACUAAAAAGCUUCCAAACCCUCUGAUUUUUGAAAGGGGCAAAUUCGAAAUGACCUAAAGUCGUGUUCUUUUGGAUUCUCCAAAACAGAGAAGUGCGUGCAUCUCAGGCCCAAUGCAGAAACUGGCGCGGACGAGCGUCUUCCGUUCACUGCGUCUUCUCAAAUCUCAUAAUCGGCUCAAUAUUGAGAAACCCAGCUUGGGCGAUGUUGUAUGCAAGGUGUUUGUUCAAAAGCCUGCUGUUUGGGACUUGGUUGGUAUUACAAGGUUUCCAUUGGAGGGCCAUCGAUGGGUUCAUUCAGCUUCUUGUGUUAACGCAGAGCACAAAGCUGCGGAGCCAUUGGGAAAUUCGAAAGAAGGCACAGUUGCUAAGGACACUGGUAGUGCUACAGUGAAGAGGAAAAAGCUCAAGGGGAAAAGAGCAGUCGUUAGGUGGCUCAAGUUCUUCAGGUGGAAGAAGAAGAAGGAUUUUAAGAGAAUGACUGCGGAGGAAAAAAUUCUCCACAAGUUGAGAAAGGCUCAAAGGAAAGAGGAAAGGCUUGUUGAAGCUAUUAAGAAGAUUGAGCCCUCGGAGACAUCAGAGACAAACCAUGAUCCAGAAAUAUUGACACCAGAGGAACACUUCUUCUUUUUGAAGAUGGGUCUCAAGUGCAAGAAUUAUGUGCCCGUUGGAAGACGGGGAAUAUACCAGGGUGUGAUUCUGAACAUGCACUUGCAUUGGAAGAAACAUCAAACUCUGCAAGUGGUGGUCAAGACAUUCUCACCUGAGGAGGUUAAGGAGAUAGCUUCUGAGCUGGCAAGAUUAACUGGAGGGAUUGUGCUCGGCAUUCAUGAAGAAUACACAAUAAUUAUGUACAGAGGGAAGAACUAUUCUCAGCCACCGACAGAGAUUAUGUCACCUAGGGUUACUCUCUCUAGGAAGAAGGCUUUGGAUAAAUCGAAGUAUAAGGAUGGCCUUCGGGCUGUAAGGAAAUAUAUUCCAAAACUUGAACAGGAUCUUGAUCUGCUUCGAGCACAGGCUAAAAGGAAACCUGAAAUUGAAACAGAUGCUAUUGAAGAAACCCAAGAAACUGACAUUGAUAGUGUAGACUCCAGGAGCUCCUCAAAUUUCAAGCUGGAGCCUUCAGAUAAGCUGAAAGAAAUAAUCGGUCGAAGCAGGGGAUGCUCUGAAGAUGACCUUGUAACGGAUUCAGAAAUGCCUUCGGACUCCGAAGAUUUAUCAGAUAUUUUUGAGACUGAUUCUGACAAGGAGACUGAGGAGAAGGCAGAGCGACCCUUGUAUUUGGAAGAGUUUGAAAAGUUUCCAGUUGAAAGUGAUGGAGAACCUGAAGAUUUUGAGGAUCACCUGCGUCAAAUAUCCAUGGACUCAAAGAAGGCUAAAUCAGUGAACGAAGAUGCUGACUUGCCAAAUUUUGACGAGGUUGAUAGGAUAUUUCUGCGCGCUGCUUCACUUUUAAAGAAAAAAAGAAGAUGAGACACGUGUAAAUUAUUUAUGAUCACCAUUCGAUUGUCAGAUACUUGUUAGUUUCUGGUUAAAUGUAAUAUUUGGUUGCUUUGGUGAAUUUCUUUUGUGCUAAAA